Didymosphaeria variabile is the source of this 1455-nucleotide messenger RNA. RefSeq lists its product as uncharacterized. The transcript has a single exon. Gene Ontology annotation, molecular function: pyridoxal phosphate binding; identical protein binding; transaminase activity. NCBI's taxonomy places the organism in Eukaryota, Fungi, Ascomycota, Dothideomycetes, Pleosporales, Didymosphaeriaceae. The record is from RefSeq and is a predicted model, not a curated record. Bases 1 to 1455 code for a protein of 484 amino acids.
AUGUCUUUCUACAAAGGCGCUGCCCUGCGAAGGGCGAUUGUUCCAACAUCUGUCCGAGUUCCUUCAUCAAAGCGCGCCUUCUCAGCCAGCAUGCCUCACGCAAACGAGCCCACCUUCGACGCCGCUGCCUUCGGCGAGCAGCACAUCACCAAAGGCAUUGGACGUCUCACCAAGCAUGUCUUCGAGGAAGGAAAGGGAACGUACAUCACCACCGACAAGGGCGUCAAGCUCCUCGACAUGACCGCCGGCAUCGGCGUCGUCAACUUGGGCCAUUGCCAUCCCAAGGUCAGCGAGGCUGCUGCAAAACAGUGCAUGAAGAUUACCCACACCCAAAUCAACAUUGGCUUCAGCGCCGCCCAGGUCGCCCUUCUCCGAGAACUCAUCCCCAUCCUUCCCCACCCAUCCCUGGACACCGUCUUCCUAUGGAACUCUGGCGCUGAGGCUGUUGAGGCAGCCGUCAAACUUUCAAGGGCAGCAACCAAAAAGCAGAAUAUUAUUGUUGUGCAAGGCUCCUACCAUGGACGCACGUGCGCGACCGCCGCCAUGACGCGCAGCAAGACCAUCUACGGCGAAGGCCACGGUCCAUUGAUGCCCGGCAUCUUUGCUACCGCAUUUCCCUACUACUCUCAAUUCGGCCUUCCUGUGGACACACCCAUCGACGAACUUGUGGAGAAGUCCCUCUUCCAGCUCAAGCUCACCCUCUCACAACAAACCGCGCCCUCGGACACGGCAGCAAUCAUACUGGAGCCCGUUCUCGGCGAGGGCGGCUACGUUCCCGCUCCUCCUGCAUUCCUCCACGGCCUCCGCAAAGUCUGCGACGAGCACGGUAUCCUUCUUAUCUGUGACGAAGUUCAGUCUGGUUUCGGCCGCACAGGCACCAUGUUCGCCGUGGAGGAAAGCGGCGUUCGGCCCGAUAUCCUAAUUUUCGCUAAGGGCAUUGCAAACGGUUUUCCACUUAGCGGUAUCGCGAGCACGAACGAGCUCAUGAGCCGCCAAAAGCCUGGCACCAUGGGCGGCACAUACGCCGGAAAUGCUGUGGCCUGCGCUGCCGCCAAGGCUGUCAUCGAAGUCUUCCGCGAGGAGAAGGUCCUGGAUAAUGUCGCUGCUCGCUCGAAGCAGCUUUUCGGUUUCCUCAACGACCUCAAGAACUCUGGAAGCAAGGCUGGCAACCUCAUCCAGGAUGUGCGUGGACGGGGUCUGAUGGUGGGCGUGCAAUUCCAGGAUGCCGAUGUGAUUGCCCAGUCCCAGAACGAGGCAGCGAGGAAGAAGAGCGGCGCGGGACAAAUUGCGCCGAAGGUUGUGCAGGAGUGUGUCAAGAGGGAUAUGCUGCUCCUCAGUACUUCAGUGUUUGAUGUUCUGCGGUUUAUCCCACCGCUUACCAUUAGCGAGGCGGAGAUGCAAGAGGCGUGCCGCAUAUUUGGCGAGUCGCUGGAGGCUGUUGCGAAGGAGUUGUAA